AUGCAGAGAGGCAUUCACUCUGGAAAACAUUUGCCUAGUCAGAAUGACACUGACUCUGACCUAAGUGACCGCGCGCGCUCCUCUCUCUGGAACCAGGAGCCACGCAUUCGCGAGGAGGCAAGAGCAUUGGAGCUACGCGUCCAGAAGGCUGCGUCAACCAAAUGCACGUUUGAGGAGGUGUCAGAGCUCCGUGACGACAUUCAGAACUGGCUACUCACUGAGCCCAAGUACAAACCUAAUGGAAAGCAGUUGCUGCAAAAGUCUCUCGCUUUGGUUAUAGUGUGGUUACGGGGGAUUAGGACUCCAGCAACCGCCGGAAUUGGUUUCCCCGCCCUCCGACUCUCUGCCGCUCUACUCAGGGCCAUUUUGCUCAACUCGCUCGCCUACACUGAAGCCAGCAAAACCUCCAAGAUUGUCGAAGAUGGAUUGCUCGACAAGAUCAAGGCUUUAGAAACUCAGCAAACCGUCCUUGAAGCUGAGACCCGCCGCCAAAAGCAACAGUAUAGCGAGAAAUCGCACGAGGCCGGCUUCUUCGCAGCCCACAUCGCCUACUUCUCCUCAGACCCCUUCGCCGCCCCUUCGAUAUACUACAUCGCCUGA
Acaulospora colombiana is the source of this 600-nucleotide messenger RNA. NCBI's taxonomy places the organism in Eukaryota, Fungi, Glomeromycota, Glomeromycetes, Diversisporales, Acaulosporaceae. The record is from the annotation of a GenBank genome assembly.